AUGACUGUUGGGGAAUAUGCAGCUAAGUUCCAAAAGCUGAUGAAGUACUGGCCUCAUUAUCAGCAUGGUGAUGGAGAGGAGGAUCUGUGUACUCAGUUUGAGCAUGGAUUGAGGCCAGACAUUCGAGCUGUGGUCAGUAUGUUUCAGCUGACAGACUUGCCCACCAUGGUGAGCAAAAGCAGAAUUUUUGAAGCUAACUCAAGAGGGAAGACGGUGGACACUAGGUGUGGAGGGCCAUACAUGGUGAAGGACUGCCCACAGUCGAGGAUAACUUGCAACAACUGUGGGAAGUUGAGGCACAUUGCUAAUAAGUGCUGGGCCGCUAAGAGAAACGGUAGUGCAAGUGUAGCCCAGAGGCCAGAAUCGAGAGGAAGUACGGGGCCAAGUACGGGGCAGAAGCCGAGCAUUCCUGGUAGAGUCUUUGCUAUGAGUGAGGCAGAGGCUUCACAGUCAGAAGAGCUGAUUCGAGGUAAAUGCAUUAUUAAGGGUCGAUUGCUUGAUGUGCUGUUUGAUUCGAGUGCUACGCACUCUUUUAUAUCUGUGGACUGUAUGAAGAGUCUGGGCUUGUAUGUGACUGAAUUGCCAUGUAAUGUUAUGGCAACUACCCCUACGGGUAAGCCAAUUGUGAUGUCAUGGGGAGAAGACUUUGAUCUUCGGUGUGAAAAUGGCAGAGGUUCCAAGGCUUAUGAGCUAGGGAGCGUGGGAGAACACGGUAAACGCCAAGGCUUUCAUGGUUAUGUUCUCAAUGGAAACCGAAAAGUGUGGUGGAACCAGACUAUAUUCCAGUGGUAA
Molecule: messenger RNA, 792 nt
Organism: Abrus precatorius (Indian licorice)
Lineage: Eukaryota; Viridiplantae; Streptophyta; Magnoliopsida; Fabales; Fabaceae
Exons: 3
Coding region: 1-792 (263 amino acids)
Source: RefSeq, a predicted model, not a curated record